Molecule: messenger RNA, 907 nt
Organism: Marchantia polymorpha subsp. ruderalis
Lineage: Eukaryota; Viridiplantae; Streptophyta; Marchantiopsida; Marchantiales; Marchantiaceae
Source: the annotation of a GenBank genome assembly
GCUCACUGCCAACCUCCCAACUCGAGCACUCUCCGAACGCCCGCCCUUCUUAUCGAGAGGGACCGCGUCGCUGCUCGUUGGUCUUCUUGUUGAUUGAGUUGUUGUGCUCGUUGUUGUUGUUGUUGACGCUGCUGCUCGUCGGUCGAAAAGCACGAACAGGGAAGCCGUAGGAGAGCUCGGAAUCCAGCGCAAUGGCAGCCGCAGCGUCGAGUAUGUUGGCGAUGGUGGCAGCGCCCGCCGCGGGGCUGAGCAGCAACGUUAGCCAGACCAGGGUGCAGAUCAGGCGCGUAGGAGCUGCGAGGUUCCCCAGGUUCACCAUCCGGGCCGCCGAUGCCCCCGCGGAGCCCGCCGCGGCUGCCCCCGCUGCCGCGCCCGAGAAGGCCGCCCCUCCCCCACCCUUCGGCCCCAAGCGUGGAUCCACUGUGAAAAUCAUGCGCCCGGAAUCUUACUGGUUCAACGAGACCGGAACCGUCGUCUCGGUUGAUCAGACCCCAGGACUGAGAUACCCAGUGGUCGUGCGAUUCACGAAAUGCAACUACGCCGGUGUGAACACUAACAACUACGGUAUCGAUGAGGUUUCAUCUGUGUAGAGAUAGCACUGAGGUGCUUGUGGUUCAAUUUUUGAGCCAUGUGCCUUGUACAGCCUUGAGAAGAAGCACGAAAUUCUAGAGAUUUGUUACAGUCAAAAAGGAUGGUCAUGGUAGUGUCUGAAGCCUCUUGGCGAUCAUGCGUUUUGACGUGAACUGGAUGAUCGAGUGGCCGAGGCACUAUGCGUGCCUGAGCCACGAGAUUUGAUGCAGCUUUGUAAAAGUAAGAUCUUUUAUGCUACGGCCUCUCUAUUACUCGACGAAAAAACUUAAUUCCUUUCACCACGUGUAUCCGCCUCAUGAAUGUGACUUAUAAAUGC